Molecule: messenger RNA, 1121 nt
Organism: Magnolia sinica
Lineage: Eukaryota; Viridiplantae; Streptophyta; Magnoliopsida; Magnoliales; Magnoliaceae
Product: protein RNA-directed DNA methylation 3-like
Exons: 5
Coding region: 368-895 (175 amino acids)
Biological process (GO): regulation of transcription by RNA polymerase II; transcription elongation by RNA polymerase II; regulation of DNA-templated transcription elongation
Cellular component (GO): DSIF complex
Molecular function (GO): mRNA binding
Source: RefSeq, a predicted model, not a curated record
AACCCCUUUCAAUAUAUGAUCUUGGUAGAUGUAUGUUAUAUAUUCUAGUCCACUAAGGUGGAGCUCAGCCAUAUGCUUCGUGAAGCUAAUGAAUUAUCUUGCAGUAUCCUGAGAGGAAGGAAUGUGCAAAAUUCUUACAGAGGGAAUCAAACAACAAUCACAUUUCUUUAUUAUUCCCGGAAAGUACCAAGGGAGCUAAUGUGCUUCUUGCACUGAAAACAGGGGAACCUUGCUUCUUCUUUUUUUGGCAUAAAUAUAACAAAUGACUGAACAACUUCUUGUUAGUUUUUGGUUUAAUAGGUAAAUGUUCUCUGUUGAGUAGUUUUCUCUCUGCUGACAAUGGCUUGGACUUUUAAGUAGGAUUUGAAUGCUUGAUUUCCGAAUGGAUGCACCUUAUCCACCCAAAAAAAAAAGAGAAAAGAUAAUUAGUUGUGCUUAUUCCUGCAUGAUCUGUGGAUAUGUCAUAUGUAUAGUCACUUUGUUCAUGGGACCCCAGCAAGAGGCCAACGGCUGUAGAGGCCCUCCAACAUUCAAAUGCGCGGUUGGACAUGAGAUGCAGGUAGCAUUCUGCCUCAUCCAGAAGUAUGUUGAUAUGCAUUCUAUUGGAACUAAAUUACAGAUAAUAUCUGCAUUUUCUGUUGAGCAUGUGAAAGGUUAUAUUUAUAUUGAAGCUGAUAGGGAACGUGAUGUCGUUGAGGUAUGUAAAGGGCUUUGUAGUAUAUAUUCUAGUAGAGUGGUGUUGGUUCCCAAAAAUGAAGUUCUCUAUCUGCUUUCUCUUCAAAUCAAAUCAAGUGAAGUUUCUAAGGGCACAUGGGUCAGCAUGAAGUAUGGGAAAUACAAAGGGGACCUUGCACAGGUUGUGGCUGUUCAUGAUGCACGGAAGAGGCCACCGUAAAGCUGAUUCCAAGGAUCGAUCUCCAAGCCAUGGCACAAAAAUAUGGAAUUUGGAGUGGAAUGAUUACUGGGAUUGCUUUACAGACCCUCAUCCUUGUAGUAAUCACAUGGCGUACUGACCGGGAGAAAGAGGCAAGUGUAUAUUGCAACACAUUUCUAUAUGCUUUGUUAGUCAUCUUUCUUCUUAAUGAUUUAAUUUUCCUUAAGCUUUACUUUAUCAGCAUAGC